AUGCAUCAGCUGCAGCAAAAUUUAGCAGAUGCAGCAGCAGCAGCAGUACAGCAGCAGCAGCAGUACAGCAGCAGCAUAGCAGCAGCACUGCAGCAGCAGCAUCAAUGUAGCAGCAGCACCAACGCAGCAACAACAGCACCAACGCAGCAGCAGCAGCAGCACCAACGCAGCAGCAGCAGCAGCAGUGCAGCAGCACCACCACCACCAACGCAGCAGCAGCAGCACCAACGCAGCAGCAGCACCACCACCACGAAGGCAGCAGCAGCAGCAGCAGCAGCAGCAGCAGCAGCAGCAGCAGCAGCAGCAGUUACGGUUUGCGGAGUGGUCGAGGAGUUUGGUUUGGAGAGCAGCAGCAAGUCGAAGGGAGAGGUGGUUGGAUUUAUUAAAGCGAAUUUGCCGCUGCCCCCCAACAGCAGCAGCAACAGCAGCAGCAGCAGCAAAAAGGCCCUCCUGCAGCCGCUGAAAAACACUUUCUUCAAAGGCCCCCCACGCCGCCACGGGCUGCGUCUGCAGCAGCAGCAGCAGCAGCAGCAGCAGCAGCAGCAGCAGCACAGCAGCAGCAGCGGGGCAGCAGCAGCAGCGGGGCAGCAGCAGCAGCAGCGGGGAAGCAGCAGCAGCAGCAGCAGGGCAGCAGCAGCAGCAAGAACAAUCAAUUUGAAGCAAAUGAGAAGCGCAGCAAUAAGCAAACAAAGCAAAUAA
Messenger RNA from Eimeria necatrix, 699 nucleotides. RefSeq lists its product as hypothetical. The transcript has a single exon. The coding region runs from base 1 to 699 and encodes 232 amino acids. Lineage: Eukaryota; Apicomplexa; Conoidasida; Eucoccidiorida; Eimeriidae. The record is from RefSeq and is a predicted model, not a curated record.